This is a messenger RNA of Spodoptera frugiperda (fall armyworm), 2905 nucleotides long. Its product is annotated as coronin-2B. Bases 323 to 2014 code for a protein of 563 amino acids. The transcript is spliced from 13 exons. NCBI's taxonomy places the organism in Eukaryota, Metazoa, Arthropoda, Insecta, Lepidoptera, Noctuidae. Gene Ontology annotation, molecular function: actin filament binding. The record is from RefSeq and is a predicted model, not a curated record. Gene Ontology annotation, biological process: actin filament organization.
UAAUUAUUAAUUAAAAACUGUGCUGUUAAUUGUGUAAAGGAUAUGCCUCCAGUAAAAGAUGAGUCGAUAAGAGAAACUAAUUGUUUAGAAAUAAUAAACAUUGUUGAGAAGAGUCCUGGCAAGAGUACUCUUGUGGAUGUAAGAGCGUGCAAUAAACCUGCCGCAAAGUGUUAAAGGUACAGUGCAUCAUGUUGUGGGCAGCUGAUUUUUAUGUUAUUUGUGUAUACGAUUGUUGUAUGUAAAAUGCACAGAACUGUAUAGUUGUGGAGUGUGCCUCUAUGUAGUGCAUGUGUUGAUAUUGCACCAGUAGCGUGGAGACAUCAUGACUAAUUCACAGCUGACACUGGACGUUUUUCAGGUAUGGUUCCGUGGUGUGAGAAGCUCCAAAUUCCGCCAUGUAUACGGCGUACCUUUCAAACGGGAGCGUUGCUAUGACAACAUCAAAAUAACUAGGAAUGCGCAUGAUUCUAAUUUCUGCGCUGUCAACCCUAAGUUCGUUGCCAUAGUGACGGAGGUGGCUGGUGGAGGUGCCUUCCUUGUUCUGCCUUUGGAUCACACUGGCAGGUUGGACUUCAACGCGAGCCGUGUAACUGGCCACAAAGGCCCCGUGCUUGACAUAAAAUGGAAUCCUUUCAACGAUAACAUCAUAGCGUCGUGUUCCGACGACUGCACGGUAAAACUAUGGCACAUCCCGGACGGUGGUCUGUCUAUGCACCUGACGGACUGGCUGGUAGAGCUACAUGGCCACAAGCGACGCGUAGCCUACAUCGAGUGGCAUCCCACAGCCGAGAACAUACUGCUCAGCGCUGGCUUCGAUUACUUGAUCUUCGUAUGGGACGUCGGCAAAGGCGAGGCGGUGAAGGUGAUAGAUUGCCACACAGACGUGAUCUACUGCAUGUCGUUCAACCGCGACGGUUCAUUGCUCGCUACCACCAGCAAGGACAAGAAACUGCGCGUCAUCGAGCCCAGGAGAGGCAUUGUUUUGUCGGAAGGCCCCUGCCACUUAGGCACUAAAGCCUCGAAGUGCACGUUCCUUGGCAGUCAGGGCAAGGUACUGACGACUGGGUUCUCCCGCUACAGUGACCGUCAGUACGCCGUGUGGGACCAACAUGACCUGGACAAACCUCUCGUUUGCGAGACCAUCGAUAGCUCUUCAGGCGUCGUGUUCCCCUACUAUGAUUAUGAUACUAAUAUGGUGUACCUGGCUGGUAAAGGCGACGGCAAUAUAAGAUACUAUGAAGUGGUUGACGAAGCACCCUACGUACAUUUCCUCAAUCAAUUCCUCUCUGGAAACCCACAACGUGGACUAGGCUUCAUGCCGAAGCGUGGCGUGAAUACGGCGGCGUGCGAAGUAUUCCGUUUCUACAAGCUGCAUACUUCGCGCGGCCUCUGCGAGCCCAUCUCCAUGAUCGUGCCGCGCAAGUCCGACUGUUUCCAGGAGGACUUGUACCCAGACACUGCGGCGCCAUUGCCCGCGCUCACAGCCAAAGACUGGCUCAGCGGUAUGAACUCGCCGCCUUUGCUCAUUAGUAUGAAGACAGGAGUAACGAUCUCGACACACAAGCCUCGCACUAACAACAAGGACGCGCCGGCCAUGCAGCCUCAGGACGCUAACAACAGGAAGAAGUUUGCCUUCCUCUCGCGGGAGACCACGCCCGACUACCGCCCGCUAGGCACCUGGCAGCCCAACGACCAUAACAACGAUACCGAACAUCUAGAUGUGCAAGUGAAUGAAAAAUCUCAGAAGACGAGCGCCAACCAGAACACCAAGUUCCAUCAACUGCAGCGUAUGUUCGGCAAGCAGACUGGGGACGCGGAGCCCGUGCCGCUGUACAAGCAGAUCAACCAGGGAGACGUGUUCAGUACUGAACAUGAGUUACGCCUCGCAUUCAACCGUCAAGGCGAAGAGUUAAGGAUCGUAAAGAGGCAGCUACAGAACAGCCAGCAACGAGUUCGUGAGCUCGAGCAGUUGGUGGCCGCCCUGCAGGCGAGGCUGCAGCGCGACGGCUCGUAAGCCUGCCUCGCCUCUACAUGUCCUUGUCUUAUCGAGCGAACACGCUUCAGCUCCGCGUCAGAACAAGACGAGCAAUGAAAACAAGACCUCGCGCACUACGGAAGGUCUAAGACCACUGGUCGCAUUCUCACUUGAUAAUGUUGAUACAAUCAAGUCUUUAAGCCUUCUAUUAUAUUUUGUGCCACACUAAAUAUAAGCUACUUCUACACAGUGACCAGUGGUCCCCAUUAGCUCACGUAGCGCGAGGCACUUGGAAAUGUUCGUUACAAAUGCUUGUAAAACGUCGAUCAAGCUUUAAGCACUUGAUCUGUUCUUAGCCUUGUAUUCUAUGUUAUUUAAGGUUUAGUUGUCAUUCCCUAGUCUAAACCACGUCUUAAUGUUGUCACAAGUUAAAGUACUAGUAAGAUAGACUAUGUUUAAGGAACGCGUUGUUACGCAAGUGAUGUAAGGAUCAAAUAUUUAAGCGUGGAAAGGAAGAUUUACUUCAUAGUUGACGGUAUUGAAUACUAUGUAAGUCUGUAGUGACCUUAUUCUUACACUCAUCGAUCAGUGAUAAUUAUAAAACGCAAUGCGGGAUAGCAGCAGACUUAUAACUUAAAUGUUUGGGCUCACUACGCCCAUUUUUAUAUUAAUUUUAUUUAUAUGCAACUUUUGUAGUUAUUUUUUACAUUUUGAGUUGUUUUUUAUUAUUUUGUUCGCUCAAAUUAUGAGAUCAUGACAUCUGCAGGGCAGUUUAUAUUAUAAUGGGAUCAAAAUGAAUCAUUCCAAAAACUAUAUUUUGGCUUCAUUGGCAGCUAAGCUUAAUGUGAUUGUCGGUUAUUUGAAUUGAAUGUAGGCUUCUAAUUUUAAGGCCUAUGAAUUUUUUUAACAAACUAAAUUUGUUAAUUGCUU